Messenger RNA from Leguminivora glycinivorella, 3063 nucleotides. It is a transcript of the gene E(z), whose product is annotated as histone-lysine N-methyltransferase E(z). Bases 113 to 2308 code for a protein of 731 amino acids. The transcript is spliced from 16 exons. Gene Ontology annotation, biological process: chromatin remodeling. Gene Ontology annotation, molecular function: protein binding; histone H3K27 methyltransferase activity. NCBI's taxonomy places the organism in Eukaryota, Metazoa, Arthropoda, Insecta, Lepidoptera, Tortricidae. The record is from RefSeq and is a predicted model, not a curated record.
UACUUCUGCUUCGUAUCGUACUUAACGCCCGCUCAUUUUUACCGGUGGGAUGCUUAUUAUGAAGAAUAAUUUUUAAGUGUUUCUCAUGAGUGGUUAAUUGCUUCAACUCGCGAUGAGUAAAUCGAAGGUUUCAGCAGAAUGGAAGAAACGCGUAAAGUCCGAGUAUAUGCGACUCCGCCAAGUGAAGCGUUUCAAAAGAGCUGAUGAGGUGAAGGUAGCAUGGGCGCGGAACUUGCGUCUAAUGUCGGAGGCUCUCGAAACACGCGAUGCGGAGUUAGCGGAGCGCGGACGGCGACCUUUCUGGCCGCCGCCGGCGCCUAGUCCGAGCCAUGAGGGGCUCAUGAAGAAGGCUGAAGCUACCUGUACUGAUGCUUCCGGCAUUGUCACUACCCAGCAAGUACCAAUCCACAUAAUCAACUCUGUCAACCCGAUCCCCACGAUGUACACCUGGGCACCGACUCAAAAGAACUUCAUGGUGGAAGAUGAGACGGUGCUGCACAACAUUCCGUACAUGGGAGACGAGGUGUUGGACCAGGAUGGAACUUUCAUAGAGGAGCUUAUUAAGAACUAUGAUGGAAAAGUGCAUGGCGACAAGGAGGGUGGCUUCAUCGACGACCAGUUGUUUGUGGAGCUGGUACACGCCCUCAUGACCUACCAGACCCGUGACGAAGUCGCUGAUGAGGGACGCGAGAAAGAAUCCAACAAAGACAAAGAAAAAGAAAAGCAAAAGGACACAGAUAAAGAAAAGGAUAAGGAUCAAGAAAAAGACAAGGACAAAGAAGGAGCAGACUUGGAGAAGCAGUUCCCGAUCUUCACCAUCUUCCAGGCUAUCUCUUCACAGUUCCCUGAUAAGGGCACACCUCAAGAGCUUCGGGAGAAGUACAUCGAGCUAACAUCCCGCAGCGACCCGGAUGCCUUGCCCCCGGAAUGCACGCCCAACAUCGACGGCCCGCUGGCCGAAAGCGUGGCCAGAGACCAGACCAUGCACUCCUUCCACACUCUGUUCUGUCGACGCUGCUUUAAAUACGACUGCUUCUUACAUCGUUUGCAGGCGUGCCACCCAGGGCCCAACUUGAACAAGCGGAAGGGCCCCGACCUGAAACCCUUUUCUGAACCUUGCGGUUCCAGCUGCUACAUGCUGUUGGACGGCAUAAGAGAGAAGCUGGCACGCGAAAAGGCGGCCGGCGAAGAAGACAAGGGCAAGUCCAACUCGAUGGACUCGCCCAACGACGCAUCCUCUGAAGACAGCAAUGACAGCAACCGGUUCCCCAAGGGAAGCAGUAGUACAGCCGGGUGGAGCGGCGCGCUCGCUAAACCUGGCGCGCCUGUUGAGCCCGCAUACAACGCGCUUGGUUUGACGGUGGGUGACAUUCAAUCCGAAUGGACGGGCUCGGACCAGUCCCUAUUCCGCGCCCUACACAAGGUGUUCGCCUGUAACUACUGCGCCAUCGCACAGGUCAUGCUCUCCAAGACUUGCCAACAGGUAUACACUUACUGGAUCAACACGGGGCAAGAAGAAUGCCGCGUAGAAGCCGAACUCACCCCGCCACGCAAGAAGAAGAAGAAGCAUCGUCUCUGGUCCGUGCACUGCCGCAAGAUACAACUCAAGAAGGACUCCAACUCGCAUCACGUAUUCAACUACACGCCUUGCGAGCACCCGAACCAGCCGUGCGACGCGAUGUGCCCGUGCCUGCAGUCCCAGAACUUCUGCGAGAAGUUCUGCCAAUGCUCCAGCGAUUGUCAGAAUCGGUUCCCCGGCUGCCGAUGCAAAGCAUCGUGUAACACCAAGCAGUGCCCGUGCUACCUCGGCGUCCGGGAAUGCGAUCCCGACCUCUGCAUACAGUGUGGAGCGGACAGUCCGGUCUGUUGUCGCAACGUGUCUGUACAGCGCGGCCUUCACAAGCACCUACUCCUCGCGCCAUCUGACGUAGCGGGCUGGGGCAUCUUCCUCAAAGAGGCGGCUCACAAGAACGAGUUCAUCAGUGAAUACUGCGGCGAGGUCAUAUCUCAAGACGAGGCCGACCGCCGCGGCAAGGUUUACGACAAGUACAUGUGCUCCUUCCUGUUUAACUUGAAUAACGAUUUCGUGGUAGACGCGACCCGCAAAGGCAACAAGAUCCGUUUCGCGAACCACUCCAUCAACCCCAACUGCUACGCCAAGGUGAUGAUGGUGAACGGCGACCACCGCAUCGGCAUCUUCGCCAAGCGCGCCAUCCAGCCCGGAGAGGAGCUCUUCUUCGAUUACAGGUACGGACCGACCGAGCAACUCAAAUUCGUCGGCAUCGAGCGCGAGAUGGAAUUCUUAUGAGAACAAACCAAACUGCAGCGCCUCCCGCCGCGCGCCGUCGCUACCGUCACCAGCGCCGGCUGCAAGCACGCGAGAGGCCACGCCAGCAGCAGCAACACCAACUCUAGAAACACUAGUGACAGUAACGGGAACUCGAACAGUAAUGGCAGCAAUGGUAACUCCCGGAGCAGCAGUGGUAACGGUUCUAAUACGAGGAGUGGACUGGUUUCAGUUAGGAGGAGUAGUAUUAGCUCGGCGCGGGCGACGCGCUCACGACCCUAUGUGAGACCGUCGGGGCGGGAUCGACUGACGUGGCGGUACAAUCAAUAAUCACUCUUUGACGCGCUGUGCUUACGUAUGUUAUAGAAAAAAGCAUGCCAGUAGCUGGUCGAACGUAUAAGAGGCAUGAAGUAAACGAUGGCAUAGUGCUAGUUUUAUUAUAUAUGUCAAAUAAUUUCAAUAAUUAAUGGCCCUGGUAUUAUAAAAAUAUCAGAGAGAGACGGAAUUCUCAACUGAUGAUUUAGAUAAGAUUUAAAGGUUAGUUAUGUAUGGUAUAAGGCAUUGAACUGAACAUGUCUUUUGGCAUUGAUUGUUGUUUUCGGCCAUUUUGAAAAUGGUUUUAGACGAGCUGUGAAACACUCAAUAUGCGUGCUGUUCCAUUAGUUUGUAAGAUGUUUAAAUGACAGACUAAUACCUGUCCUAGUUUAUAAGAAUUUUUCGUCACAAUAUGUAUUAUAUUUAACAUCACAGUACACAUUUAAAUUACACGCAAAAGC